Molecule: messenger RNA, 3346 nt
Organism: Vespula vulgaris
Lineage: Eukaryota; Metazoa; Arthropoda; Insecta; Hymenoptera; Vespidae
Product: thiamin pyrophosphokinase 1-like
Exons: 7
Coding region: 351-1787 (478 amino acids)
Biological process (GO): thiamine diphosphate biosynthetic process; thiamine metabolic process
Molecular function (GO): thiamine diphosphokinase activity; protein binding; thiamine binding
Source: RefSeq, a predicted model, not a curated record
GUAAUCGAUAUUUUUUUAUGAACUCGUCGAAUUUCAUUAUACGAUCAAAAUAAUCGUGUGCAUCUAAUUAUCGAACUACCAAGCUUUAGUUUUCAUUCCUGCAGCUAUCGGCGCUGUGAUCUGUUCUGACAAAUGGCCGAUAAACACACAGAAUAUAUAGUAAAGAGUUAAUAUUAGACAAAAUUUGGGAAGCUUUCAAAGUAGGAAAUUUGUAAGGAACAUUAAAUUUAAUAUUUUCCUUGUGAUGUACGUGGUGUUCUUAUAAAUAGUGUAUGUACGUUAUGCUUGCACAUCUAUAUGUCUUUGUAAAGAAGUAUUAAUAAUUUGAUGAUAGUAGUGAAAAUACAGAUAUGAAAAGUGAAACAUUGUGUAAACGUCGUUUCAGCCGGCCAAAAUCGAAAUACAUAUUAUUUAUUGUAUUUUUCACUGGUAUAAUAUUUUUUAUACAUCAAAUAUCUUAUCUCAAAGAAUUGAAUAGCGAGAUCGUAGGCAAAUUAAUAACCGGCUCCGUACGAACAUCUAAUUAUAUCGUAGCUGGAAAAGUACGUUCAAAAUGGAACGAACCGAAAUAUUCUAAAUUAAUACGAGAUAAAAAUGGUCGAACUGUUUCGUUACGUGGCACACGUAACGAAGAUAUCACCAAGUAUCUUCCAAAUGCUAGAGACAAGUUUGUCUGUUUCUCCUCGAAACAAGAAAUAGAUUUUAUUCAAAUAAAUGACGAUUAUUGUGAUUGUCCAUUAGAUGGUAGCGACGAACCAGGUACAAAUGCAUGUAACAAUGGUACGUUUUAUUGUGAGGGGUCUUCGUUAAAAUUUAAAGAAAAAAUUCCUUCCUAUAAAGUUAACGACGGUUAUUGUGACUGUUGCGAUGGCUCGGAUGAGUGGGCAGAAAUUUUAUUAUUAUAUAUCGCUAAUGUUUAUCGAAAAUACAAAUUAACUGUGAGGAUGCAACAUGAAUUGGAAAUUGAGAAGAAUGUUUGGGAUCCUCUCAACAUUUUUCACAUCACUGGAGAUUAUAAGUACGCUGUUAUUAUAUUAAAUAGUCCUAUAUGUUUGAAGCACAAUUUGAUGCUUCAACUUUGGGAAAAAGCACAAGUAACUAUUACUGUCGAUGGAGGUACACACAGAUGGUUAAAUUAUUUAAAGGAACAAGGAAUAGAUGUACUUAAUGGAAGUUAUAGUAAAUAUGUACCAACCUUUAUUUCCGGCGAUAUGGAUAGUUCUUCACCAUAUACCAUCCACAGAUUACAAGAUAUUGGUUCAAAAAUUAUCAUAACGCCUGAUCAAAUGUUUACAGAUUAUACAAAAGCAUUAAUGCAAUUGGAUCUUUAUAUUAAGAAAGAGAAUAUAAAUUUACAUGGUAUAUUUGUAAUAGUAGAAAAUUCAGGUAGAUUCGACCAUUUACUUGGCAAUAUUAAUACGCUUUAUAAAGCUGAUAAAAUUAUACAAAAUAUACAGAUAAUACAAGUUGCAAGUGAUUCAUUAACAUGGCUGUUAAAGCCAGGUUUUCACAGGAUAAAGAUACCUGACAUAUUGCUUCAAGAAAAUAAUUGGUGUGGGCUAUUGCCGAUAGGUGCACCUGUUAAUCAGAUAACGACGACUGGUUUAAAAUGGAAUUUAGAUAAUACAUCUAUGCAGUUUGGUGGUUUAGUGAGUACUUCAAAUACGUAUGACAAAUAUCCUGAAGUAACUAUAAAUACAGACAUAUCUUUAAUUUGGACCAUGGGGAUUGAACCGUUAAUGAAUACUAUAAAUGACAUGGAGAAUUUGUCGAUGAACGUUUAUUAAUAUUAUAUAGUAUUUUAUUAUAUCUUUCUUAGUUUAUUUAGUUUCUUAGUUUAUUUAUAUUACUUAUUUAUGAUAAAAAAUCUAAGAAACUUAUGAAAUAAGAAAGAUAUAUGGUUAUAAUCAAAGAACUUUCAUUUAUUAGUAUAUAUAUAAUUAUUAUUAUUAUUAUACAGUAAUAGAACAUUUUGUUAAAUUCGUAUUUGUGAAAUCUAGCUUAUUAUUUUUAAUUUGGAGCAGGUAUUAAUGAAAUCUCAGAAAUUUGUAUAUUAAAGCUGAUUUUGAUUUUUGUAAAUUAAGAAUUUCGAAGGUAUCUUUUCGAGAAUUAUAUGACUUUCAUAUACAUUCUUUGAAAAUAUUUUAUAUACCUGUUUACUUGAAAGCACAAAGUACUUAUUUGUUGCAAAUAUAAAAUGAAAUUAAUAAUAAUAAAUAAUUUUUUACUACAGAUUACUUCAGAAAGAAAUGACAAAUUUAAUUUUCGUUUACAAAAACAUUACUUAAUCCUUUGCACUCGGAUAUCCCCUGAGAGAAUAAAUGAUAAGAGAGGAUUUGAUAUGUAGUAUUGGUAUAUAGAUUUGGUAUGGAAAUGGUAUGCGAGUAUACCUUGUACGAUAUAAUGAAAUUUGAUAAAAUAAAGAAGCAAUCCUAAAACUGGAGAAAGAUUUUCAAAACUGAACUCAAUGCGUAUUGAAGCGUCGAGCAUUAUGGAUAAAUUCCUACACUAAUAAAUUAAAGAAUCAGGAAAGUAAUAUUGUUUUGGUAUAUAUCGUUUUGUGAUUUCAUAAUUUACGAUUUCUACAAUUAAAGAUUUCCAAACGAAUUAUUUACCGAUUUAUUAGAACAAUGGUAAAAUGACAAAACACGGGUGAGUCUUAUGAUAUAAACAGUAAUGAAGACGAAUUCCAGAUAGUACAUUUAUACAGACAUCUUAGAAAAAAUAAAUAUUAAUCCGAAAGAAAACGAUAGUAGUGAUAGUGAUAUCAUCCAACCAACAAGAAAACGAAGAAAUCUCGUAGAUAAUGAUAGCGAUGAAAAUGGUGUAGAAGAAUUGCUUCAAAGUUUAUCUACUGUGAAAAAUUAUAAGGAAUAAAAUUUUAAUUUUUUUAUAAAAAAUAUGUUCCUCAAUGUCUGCAAAUUUAUAUAAAUUAAGUAUCAUUAUAAUACAUUACUUGGCUCCAAAGCUAUCUUUUAUAAUAUAACGUGAUUCCUAAGUCCACGUUUUCGACAAAGUGCCGCCGAGUUGUUGGUAGGUAACGUCCGGAAUGGUUCCAAGUGCAAAGGAUUAAAAAACUUAUAUCUAGAUUAAUUAUUUUUAUUUAUUUUCGUACUUACUAUUCCUUUUUAAAACUUAUAUCACAAAUUAAUUAUACAUAGAAGAAUCUCUAUGCUGGAAAUAUAAAUAUUUAUCUUUUUCAGACAAACAGAUAUAUAAUUCUUUUAGAUAUCUUUUGAAUAUUUAUGGAAAGAAAAUAUUGUGUAUGCAGUAUUCCUACGCCCAUAAAAUAACAUGACAAUGUAACGUGUGUAAAUAAUACAUUUAUUUUUUUUAUUCACGAAUA